AAAUCAAAAAUAGACAAAAAUGGCCAAUUAUACCCUGGACCCCAAUAACACACCCAACUGGAUAAACAAAACUCUAUAAUUCCAAAUUGAAACAUAUUUUUGGUCCACAUUUAAAUUCAUUAAGCUGUUUAUUACCAACAACCCUAUGAGGUAAAACGCAAAUCGCAGUGAUGAAUCAGGCCUCAGUUUGCAUGUUAUCUGACUGUAAAACGAGGACUCUCAGUGGAUUAAUAUAUUUAAACCUGAUUAUUUGUCCACAGAAAUCAUGUUGUUCACCCCCCAACCCUAUAAGUCAUUAUCAGCAAGCCCUUGGUUCCGUCUCCGGCAACAUAAAACCCACUGCAAGAAACCUAGGUGUACUUUGACUCAGAGCUGACAUUCAUCCCUCAUGUCAAUAAACUGGUCCAGUCCUGCUUCUAUCAGCUACACUCUGUCUGUAGAAUAAAACACAUGCUCACAGCCCCGAUCUGGAGAAACUCAUUCACGCAUUCAUCUUCUCCAGACUAGAUUACUGCAACUUCCUCCUCUCUGGCAUUAAAUAAAAAUCUCUCUCUCACGUCCAACUGGUUCAGAAUUCAGCAGCUCGGCUUCCAACUGGUUUUAACAGACGUCAACACAUCACUCCAACAUUAGCUUCCCUCCAUUGGCUCUCUGUCUGUAUUAGAACUGAUCUUUAGAUUUUACUGAUCACUUUUAAAUCACGCUCAGGUCUGGCCCUGAGAUAUAUUACAGAUAUUUUAAUUCCUUAUGAAGCAGCUCGCAGCCUUAGAUCCUCAGGCGGGCCGUCCCAACUGUUCCAAAGUUGAGACUAAAAACUAAAGGGGACCUUGCCUUCGCUAUAAAGGCCUCUCGACUGUGGAACGCCCUGCCUGAGGAGAUAGAGCUUUCGAGAUCGGUAAAUUCUUUUAAAUCACUUCUUAAAACAUACUUUUAUAGACUUGCCUUUAUGUGAUGUGGUCCUUGUAUGUUUAUUUGUACUCCAACUGUCUUAGUUGUGUUCUACUUAUUUUAUUUAUUUAUUAUCUCACCUACUUUACUAAUUUGUAUCAUUACCUGUUAUUUCAACCAUUUCAUGCAAUCUAUUUUUUCGUCUUUUGUAAUUGUAAAUUGUAUUCUUACUUCUGUUAAGAGCAAAACAACAGAUGAACACACUGACCUGAAUAAUAGACAUAAUGUUGUGUCCAACUUCAUUAAACAGUGUUAAUGGACCUGAAAGAUGCAGCCACACUUUUAGCUCUCGCUGUUGACAGUUUCUCUCAUGAGGGGUUAUCCAGACAUCUCCGUCACAAACUAUCCAUCGUGGUCAGCCUUCGGGGAGGGCGAGGAAGAGGAGGGCAGUGUGCUGGUGGUAUUUGAGGCUCCACGUACUCUGGCGGCAUCAAGUUUAAUUGUCAGGCUGAACGCCAUCAGACCGACAUGCCAUGCUGGCCUUUCCAUCCACACAGAUGGAGUCUUGCCUCUGUUGCAAUCUCUACCUCUGUAUCUUUCAUACAGACAAGGCUACUGACUCACUCCCACAUUCCUCCAGCAUUUCCUCCUGUUUGUUUUUAAUUUGACAUCAAGACAUUGGGUACAUGGGGGUGCAUGACAUGAUCCACAGGAGUCAGACAUACAGUGAAUAUUAUCACCUAGUCCAGGAAGAAGAAAUCGAGCGAGGGUAUCGUCAACAGGAGUGUUUACUUGGAUGCAGGCUCUUUGUUCACAUGUGACCUGUAAGAGUUUCCAGUUGUUGUGGUGACGUUUCCAUCAACAAUAAAGCGGCUCUUGACUUCCUCGGAUGGUCGGGAGAUGAAGUUGUUCAUGUUGGUUCUUGUAUCUCGGCUGCUUUGUUCACCUUCCACAUGUUGGUGUGAAGAAAGUCGGCAGUUGAUCUGAAUGUGAAUGUUUGUCCGUCAGACUCAGAGUUUCUGUACAGGGACGCACCUUCUCCUCGUGAAGUUAGUUUGUUUUUUUAACUUUUCUUUUCAUGUUAUUGGUCUUUUGGGAUUCAUUAAUUCUCUUUCACUGACAAAUGUGUUUUCUUUUCUAGCACACAUUACAGGUCUGAUCUCAGAGCAGCUUCUCAGAGCAGCUGUUGGAGGAUCCGUCCUGAUCCCCUGCUCUCUCCCAGGAUAUCCACUCAGUCUCAACUGGUUUUACUGGCAGGAGGGCGACAAUCCUGUUUUUCGAUGGGAGAAUGGGAAAGAAAUGAAAAUAGAAGACAACAAAUACGAGGGCAGGUUCCAAGUCUUCACUCAUGAGUUUAGUGCUGGAAAUAUUUCCAUCAGACUUGAAAACAUUUCUCUCGAAGAUGAUCAGAAAACAUUCUUUUCCUACGUCAAAUUCUACGAUGAAGAGAAAAAAGUCUUAAAACAAUCUGAAGAACGUUGCAGAUCCAAGCUGCAGGUUUCAGGUCUGAUCUCAGAGCAGCUUCUCAGUGCAGCUGUUGGAGGAUCCGUCCUGAUCCCCUGCUCUCUCCCUGGUAAUCCACUGUCGUUUUACUGGCAGGAGGACCAGUCUUCUGACCAACUGUGUCACUGGGACAAUGGGAAAACAUUGCCAGCAUGUGACAAAUACAAGGGCAGGUUCCAAGUCUUCAAUUCUGAGUUUAGUUCUGGAAAUAUUUCCAUCAGACUUGACAACAUUUCUCCUGAAGAUGAUCAGAAAACGUUCGUUGCCUUCGUUAAAUUCGAUAAGCAGAUGCCACCUGAAGAACGGUGCAGAUCCAGGCUGCAGGUUUCAGCUCCCUACCAGGAUCUGGUCCUGAUGGUGAAGGAUACAACCAACAGUGCAACCUGCUCAGCACGAGGAGGAUAUCCUGCAGCUCAGGUAUCAUGGAAGGGUCUGAACAGAUCCAGCGAUGAAGAGCUGGACCUGCAGGAUGCUGAGACGUUCCUGCAGCUGGAUCCAACAGAAAAAACCUUCUCCUUCACAAGCUCUGUCAACGUUAGAGGGUUAAAGUCUGUAACCUGCAUCAUCUACAACCCUCACUCCAACAAGACCAUCACCAGAACUGAAAAGAUCGACACUGGUGAAAAUGAUAAGUUUAAUGUGGCUGCAACAGUUGUUGUCCUCAUCAUCCCUGUCAUCCUCAUCAUCCUUGCUGGUGUCUAUUGGUACAGAGGGCAACGUGCAGUUCAAGACCCACGGAACCCAGAACCAGACGUCCCUAAUCCCCAAGACCCAGUUCAAGAAGAAGCUCCAGCUCCAGAUCAAGCUCCAGCUCAAGAUCCAGAUCAACCCAACCAACCACCAGUCGACUCGAAUGCCAAAGAGCCAGCUCAGGAAGAGGCAGCUCCAGAUCAAGAUCAAGAUCAAGCUCGAGCUCAAGAUCCAGAUCAACCCAACCAAUCACCAGUCGAUCCUAAUAACCAAGACGGAGCUCAAGCUGAAGGUGAAGAUGCAAUCGUAGCGGAACCUGCCCAAGACCCAGUUCAGGAGGCUGAUGCACCUGAGGACACUGUUUUAAUAUCUGAGGAUCGAGCUGCUUUUCACCGUCGCACAAGGAUGAGUGAAGGUACUGCAGACCGCGACACCUGUGAGGACGCUGCUGCUUCUCCAGAGAAAGAAAAACUGUUGAAAAAAGAAAAUGGAACUGAAGACAGAGCCUCAGAUUGAGUCAGAAGUGUAUCUGACAACCUGGAUCAGAACUGAGUCGGGGAGGGAAGAACCUGAAGAACUACUGCACAUAAACUAAAAUAAUCACUUGAAGACUUGUUCAGACAAACUCAGGUCCACUAAACUGUGAGUCCAUUAGCUGUUAGUCAAACUCUGGUGCUGAAUAAACAACUGGACAAAGCAAACAGGACCGACAACAGUAUGUCGAGAUAGUUCUGUGUGUUUCUUCUCUGGUGUCACACAGAGCUGCCAGCUGGACCGUGGUUCUGGAGAAGAUGAGGAUAAAAAACACAUUUCUUUUUGGAAGUAUGGCAACUUUUUUUUUGAUGACAUAAAGAAUCUCCCGUCUCACAGGACUGAAUGAAGGUCCGUUUAUUUCCACACACAGACUCCACAUUAUAACCACAGUCAAGGCUCAACUUUGUUCACACUGAACCAAGCAGCACCAUCUGAAAGGUGCUCAACUGUGUCCAGUUUAAACAGCCUGUCGGCAAAGCAGAACCAAAAGUCUUGGAUGGUACACAUCAUGACGUUGACAUCCGUGUGUUUCCCCAGUGUCACCUGUUGAUCUAAACAUGUACCUGCUGACUGUUUACAAUCACAUGGAUGCUGUCCUGAUGUGUUCUGACUGAGAUCCAGACCCAACAAUCAUCCUGAAAUUUGGAAGUCGGGUAUAAAUGUGGUGAUGAGUUUGUAGGACAGACAGGAUGACAGACAGGAUGACAGACAGGAUGAUUGACAGCUUUUUCCCUCAUUUAAGUUGCCAAAGACAUUUCCAGUUAUCUCAGUACUGUUGUUUGGUCCUGUUACGUUGCUUUGUGUGUUGAAGUCUGGAACAUUUCUCUUUUAUUUGAUGAGUGAACAAACUAUUUAUCCGUCUGUCUGAACACCAUCAGACUGACACACUGCGAUCCACAGAGACGCCAAACUGUCCUCCCUCUCUGCAUCUGUUACUUUCAUACAGGUGGACAUGAUUCUCACCAGCCUGUGAAUGUGUCUGUGGUGUGACGAUUUGUGUUGUUGUCUCAUAUUUAUUCUUAUUUAAGCGCACAGUGAGUGUUUCUGUAUUGUCUGUGUGUCUGAAUGUUGGGGUUUGUGUUCAAAGUGUUGGGAUUUUUCAGAUAAUUAAACAAUGGUGCUUGCAAAAUUGUUUGAUUUACUGUGUUGUCUUGUCAAUUGAACUAAGUACAAAAAUG
Acanthopagrus latus (yellowfin seabream) is the source of this 4793-nucleotide messenger RNA. RefSeq lists its product as uncharacterized. Gene Ontology annotation, cellular component: external side of plasma membrane. Bases 1882 to 3597 code for a protein of 571 amino acids. The record is from RefSeq and is a predicted model, not a curated record. The transcript has 9 exons. NCBI's taxonomy places the organism in Eukaryota, Metazoa, Chordata, Actinopteri, Spariformes, Sparidae. Gene Ontology annotation, biological process: immune response; cell surface receptor signaling pathway; cellular response to lipopolysaccharide.